AUCGUCAUCACACCCCACCCCCCCUUAACCUCCUUCCCUCAAUUUCCACCAUUUUUUUCUCCCAAAUCUUCCUUGUUCCCUGCAAAAUCUCAGCAAAACUCAAUUUUGGAAGAUGAGUAUUUCAAGAAACUCAGGUGGGGUUGGAGGGGUAGUGAGUGGUGUUGAUAUGCUGAGUGAAAGAGCAAGAAUGAUGAGAGAUUCAUUGCAGAAGAGUCAGUCUAUUACUGACAAUGUUGUGAACAUUUUGGGUUCCUUUGAUCAUCGUCUUUCUGCUCUUGAAACUGCUAUGCGUCCUACCCAGAUAAGGACUCAUGCUAUUAGGACGGUUCAUGGAAACAUUGACAAGGCUUUAAAGGCUGCUGAGGUUAUACUGUCCCAAUUUGAUAUUUCUCGUCAGGCAGAAAUUAAAAUACUUAAAGGGCCACAUGAGGACCUGGAAAGUUAUCUUCAAGCAAUUGACCAGCUGAGAGACAAUAUUCGCUUCUUCAGCAACAACAAAAGCUUCAAAAGUAGUGAUGGAGUGCUCAAUCAUGCUAAAAGUUUGCUGACCAAGGCUAUUUCAAAGCUUGAAGAGGAGUUUAAGCAGCUCUUGUUAUCUUAUAGUAAACCCAUUGAACCUGACCGGCUGUUUGAGUGUCUGCCAAAUUCAAUGCGACCACCAUCAUCACCUGGACACCAGGACUCUAGUGGUAAGAGUCAUCUGUCCAAUAGUAAUGCUGAGCAAAAUGGUGCAGAAAACGCUGUCUUCACACCGCCAACCCUUAUACCUCCAAGGAUCCUGCCUUUACUACAUGAUUUAGCCCAACAGAUGGUUCAAGCUGGCCACCAACAACAAUUUGUAAAAAUAUACAGGGAUACACGUUCUCCCGUACUGGAAGAAAGUCUUCGCAAUUUAGGAGUGGAAAAACUUAGCAAAGAUGAUGUUCAGAAGAUGCAAUGGGAAGUUCUGGAAGCUAAAAUUGGAAAUUGGAUUCAUUUUAUGCGAAUUGCUGUCAAAUUGUUAUUUGCUGGUGAACGUAAGGUGUGUGAUCAAAUUCUUGAAGGAUUUGAUUCACUCAAUGACCAAUGUUUUGCUGAAGUAACUACUGCAAGUGUUGCUGUGUUGCUUAGUUUUGGUGAUGCAAUUGCAAAGAGCAAAAGAUCACCUGAGAAGUUAUUUGUGCUUCUAGAUAUGUAUGAAAUAAUGCGGGAACUUCAUUCAGAGAUUGAAUCACUUUUCAUAGGUAAAGCUUGCAAUGAAAUUAGGGAAUCUGCCUUUGGUUUGACAAAGCAACUUGCCCAGACAGCCCAAGAAACCUUUGGUGAUUUUGAAGAAGCAGUUGAAAAAGAUGCAACCAAAACUGCCGUCUCAGAUGGAACUGUCCAUCCCUUGACCAGCUAUGUGAUUAAUUAUGUGAAGUUCCUGUUUGACUAUCAAUCAACAUUGAAACAACUAUUCCAAGAAUUUGAAAAUGGAGGAGAUUCGAAUUCUCAGCUAGCUGCUGUUACAAUGCGUAUAAUGCAGGCUCUUCAAACCAAUUUGGAUGGAAAAUCUAAGCAGUAUAAGGAUUCUGCUCUGACUCACUUGUUCCUUAUGAACAAUAUUCACUAUAUGGUCAGAUCUGUCCGCAGGUCUGAAGCCAAAGACUUAUUAGGGGAUGACUGGGUGCAAAGACACCGGAGAGUUGUACAGCAACAUGCAAAUCAAUAUAAAAGAAUUGCUUGGGCGAAGAUCCUUCAAUGUCUAUCGAUUCAAGGGCUAACAUCAUCUGGAGGCAGUAGUUCUAGUGGUGUAGAUGGACAAAAUAGCAGUGGAGUUUCAAGAUCCACUGUAAAAGAAAGGUUCAAGAUGUUCAAUGCGCAGUUUGAAGAGCUUCAUCAAAGGCAAUCUCAAUGGGCUGUUCCAGAUACUGAGUUGAGAGAGUCAUUGAGGCUUGCGGUUGCUGAAGUUUUGCUGCCUGCAUACAGAUCUUUCAUUAAACGCUUUGGGCCUUUGGUUGAGAGUGGUAAAAACGCCCAAAAGUACAUCAGAUAUUCAGCUGAAGAUCUUGACCGUAUGCUGGGUGAAUUCUUCGAGGGUAAGACGUUUAAUGAACCCAAACGGUAAACCACAGCUAUGCUCGAUGCACUAUCCUCUCCUCUGCCGUUGC
Molecule: messenger RNA, 2129 nt
Organism: Solanum verrucosum
Lineage: Eukaryota; Viridiplantae; Streptophyta; Magnoliopsida; Solanales; Solanaceae
Product: exocyst complex component EXO70A1-like
Exons: 12
Coding region: 113-2086 (657 amino acids)
Biological process (GO): exocytosis
Cellular component (GO): exocyst
Molecular function (GO): phosphatidylinositol-4,5-bisphosphate binding
Source: RefSeq, a predicted model, not a curated record